Messenger RNA from Cokeromyces recurvatus, 2649 nucleotides. RefSeq lists its product as uncharacterized. The record is from RefSeq and is a predicted model, not a curated record. The coding region runs from base 44 to 2350 and encodes 768 amino acids. Gene Ontology annotation, molecular function: hydrolase activity, acting on acid anhydrides, in phosphorus-containing anhydrides; damaged DNA binding; ATP binding. Gene Ontology annotation, cellular component: nucleus. NCBI's taxonomy places the organism in Eukaryota, Fungi, Mucoromycota, Mucoromycetes, Mucorales, Mucoraceae. The transcript is spliced from 10 exons. Gene Ontology annotation, biological process: positive regulation of mitotic recombination; nucleotide-excision repair; transcription by RNA polymerase II.
UUUUUUUUUUAAUAUAUACAGCAAAAGAAUAACUCCAUUUGUGAUGAUUUUCAACAUUGAUGACCUCGUAGUUCAUUUCCCUUAUGAUAAAAUAUAUCCUGAACAAUAUCAAUACAUGUGCGAUUUAAAGAAAUCCCUUGAUGCACAGGGUCAUUGUGUUUUAGAGAUGCCUUCUGGUACUGGUAAAACUAUUUCUUUACUAUCACUUAUUAUUGCAUACCAAAUGCAAUAUCGUGAACAACAUAGAAAAUUUAUUUAUUGUUCACGUACAGUACCAGAAAUUGAUAAAGCACUUGCAGAAUUAAAGAAUUUAAUGGCUUAUCGACGCUCACAUGGAUUAGAUGAAGAUUUUUUAGGAAUUGGAUUAACAUCACGUAAAAAUUUAUGUUUAAAUCCAGUAGUAGCAAAAGAAACAAAGGGUCGAGCUGUAGAUUCUAAAUGUAGAAAUUUAACUGCGAGUUGGGUACGAGUUAAAGCUGGUGUCGUAAAAUCAGGAAGACAAAAAGAUAAUAAGGAAGAAGAAGGAGAUGAUCCUAUGGACGUUGAUAAACAUCAUGUUGAAUUAUGUAAUUUUUAUGAGACAUUAGAAUCGGCAAAUUCACCCAAUCCUAUUCCAAAUGGCAUAUAUACAUUUGAAGACCUUAAAGAAUAUGGCAAAAAGAUGCAAUAUUGUCCAUAUUAUCUUGUACGACGAGCAAUUCCUUUUGCCAAUGUUGUUAUCUACUCAUAUCAUUAUAUGCUUGAUCCUAAAGUAGCAGAACUUGUAUCGAGAGAAUUAUCAAGAGAUUGCAUUGUAGUAUUUGAUGAAGCACAUAAUAUUGACAAUGUAUGUAUUGAUUCACUUAGUAUUGAUUUAACUAAGCCUAUCUUGGACGCAAGUGCAAGGAGUAUUGGCGUAUUAGCUGAAAAAAUCGAAGAGAUAAAACAAACAGAUGCAGAAAGAUUAAAAAAUGAAUACACAAGAUUAGUAGAAGGAUUACGUGACGCGAGUUCUGCAAGAGAUGAAGACACUUUUAUGGCUAAUCCAAUCUUGCCGGAUGAUAUGUUAAAGGAAGCUGUACCAGGUAAUAUUCGACGUGCAGAACAUUUUGUAGCCUUUUUAAGAAGAUUUAUUGAAUAUUUAAAGACUCGUUUACGAAUUAUGCAUGUUGUUGCAGAGACACCUUCUUCAUUUUUACAACACUUAAAAGACGUAACUUACAUUGAAAGAAAACCAUUGAGAUUUUGUGCAGAACGUCUUUCAAGUUUAGUACGAACAUUAGAAUUAACAGAUCUAGAAAACUUUAGUAGUUUGCAAAAGGUUGCAACAUUUGCAACUUUAACUUCAACUUAUGAUAAAGGCUUUUUACUUAUUUUAGAACCAUUUGAGACUGAGACAUCAACUGUUCCUAACCCUAUUCUUCAUUUCACUUGCCUUGAUGCAUCUAUAGCUAUAAAGCCCGUAUUUGACCGAUUUAGUACAGUAGUUAUUACUUCAGGUACUUUAUCACCUCUAGACAUGUAUCCUAAAAUGUUAAACUUCCAAGCCGUUGUUCAAGAAAGUUACCCUAUGACAUUAUCAAGAAAUUGCUUCUUACCUAUGAUCAUCACUAGAGGUUCAGAUCAAGUCGCAAUCAGUUCUAAAUUUGAAGUACGAAAUGAUCCAGCUGUUGUGCGUAACUUUGGUCAAAUUAUGGUUGAAAUGGCUAAAAUUGUACCUGAUGGUAUGGUUUGUUUCUUUCCUAGCUAUUUAUAUAUGGAAUCCAUUGUAUCUAUGUGGAAUGAGAUGGGUAUCCUAAACGAAGCCUGGAAAUACAAAUUGAUUUUUGUGGAAACACCAGAUGCAAAGGAAACAAGUUUAGCAUUAGCUAAUUAUCGAAGGGCAUGUGAUAAUGGUCGAGGUGCUAUUUUGUUAUCUGUAGCAAGAGGCAAAGUAUCAGAAGGUAUCGAUUUUGAUCAUAAUUAUGGUCGAGCAGUAAUUAUGUUUGGUAUACCAUACCAAUAUACAGAGUCACGUAUCCUAAAAGCGCGUUUAGAAUAUUUACGUGAUAAUUUACAUAUUCGUGAAAAUGACUUUUUAACAUUUGAUGCUAUGCGACAUGCUGCUCAAUGUGUAGGAAGAGUUUUACGAGGUAAGACAGACUAUGGACUCAUGGUAUUUGCCGACAAGAGAUUUGCAAGGGCUGAUAAAAGAGCCAAGUUACCAAAGUGGAUUAACCAAUAUGUAACUGAUGCCUCUACAAAUCUAUCCACAGAUAUGUCAGUUGUUAUUGCUAAAAAAUUCUUGAGAUCGAUGGCUCAGCCCUAUGAAUCAAAUCAAACAGGCGUAUCUCUAUGGACAUUGAAAGACAUUGAAAAGCAUACAAAAUAAGAUUGUUACAAGGCAAGCCAUCCAUUAUAUACAGUAUAAGUUUUUCUUUUUUUGGGAUAAAAUGGGCAAUGAUUAUCAAAUUUUAUUACAAUGUUCUUCAGAAAAUAGGUUAGAAUAAAAAGACUUCUUUGGGGUAUUUGUUUAGUAAAUAAAGAAUUUUCAGUACACGUCUGAAGUUAUCAAAAUAAGUGCAUCCAUCAUUCUUCUUGAAAAUGAGUUUAAUUCAAACCAUCUUCCUAACUUGUUAGUUGCUGCACAAUUAUCUCUUUGCUUUUGGCUUUUUUUUUUUUUUUUUUUUU